AUGAAAAAGGAGAUUCAAUGUGCGGCGAUCCAGUAUGGAACUGGUGCAAUUUCAGGUUUCUUCCACCAGGACCAUGUCCAAGUCGGUGAUCUUGUUGUUAAGGAUCAGGACUUUAUUGAGGCAACCAAAGAGCCUGGAGUCACAUUUGUGGCAGCUAAGUUUGAUGGUAUUCUUGGACUUGGAUUUCAAGAUAUCUCAGUUGGAGAUGCUGUUCCUGUCUGGUAUAAUUUGGUCAAUCAAGGUCUUGUUAAAGAACCAGUUUUCUCAUUUUGGUUAAAUCGCAAUACAGAAGGGGAAGAAAGGGGUGAGAUUGUCUUUGGUGGGGUUGAUUCUAGUCAUUUCAAGGGUGAGCAUACAUAUGUUCCCGUGACUCAGAAAGGCUACUGGCAGUUUGAUAUGGGUGAUGUCUUAAUUGAUGGUGAAUCAUCUGGAUUUUGUGCUAAUGGCUAUUCAGCAAUUGCUGACUCAGGCACCUCCCUAUUGGCUGGACCAACGGAAGUAUGGAGAGGUGGUGGAGGCUGUGAUCAUGAGGGAUCGUGCAAAAGGGGAGAUAAGAUUAAUGGCCUUGGCCAGGCCCUCAAGCUUUCAAUCAAAGCUAAAGCAAUAUUGAGCGUGCCACUAUGA
Messenger RNA from Malus domestica (apple), 624 nucleotides. RefSeq names its product cyprosin-like. NCBI's taxonomy places the organism in Eukaryota, Viridiplantae, Streptophyta, Magnoliopsida, Rosales, Rosaceae. The record is from RefSeq and is a predicted model, not a curated record. Gene Ontology annotation, biological process: proteolysis. Gene Ontology annotation, molecular function: aspartic-type endopeptidase activity.